Molecule: messenger RNA, 4899 nt
Organism: Galeopterus variegatus (Sunda flying lemur)
Lineage: Eukaryota; Metazoa; Chordata; Mammalia; Dermoptera; Cynocephalidae
Gene: GRIN2A
Product: glutamate receptor, ionotropic, N-methyl D-aspartate 2A
Exons: 12
Coding region: 46-4440 (1464 amino acids)
Biological process (GO): excitatory postsynaptic potential; monoatomic ion transport; long-term synaptic potentiation
Cellular component (GO): plasma membrane; postsynaptic membrane; NMDA selective glutamate receptor complex
Molecular function (GO): transmitter-gated monoatomic ion channel activity involved in regulation of postsynaptic membrane potential; NMDA glutamate receptor activity
Source: RefSeq, a predicted model, not a curated record
CUCUGCCUGUCACUCUUCCCCUUGCAGGGACCGUAAGUGGCGACUAUGGGCAGACUGGGCUAUUGGACCCUGCUGGUGCUGCCGGCCCUUCUGGUCUGGCGCGGUCCCGCGCAGGGCGCGGCGGCGGAGAAGGGUCCCCCCGCGCUGAACAUAGCGGUGCUACUGGGUCACAGCCACGACGUGACGGAGCGCGAACUUCGAAACCUGUGGGGCCCGGAGCAGGCGGCAGGGCUGCCCUUGGACGUGAACGUGGUAGCGCUGCUGAUGAACCGCACCGACCCCAAGAGCCUCAUCACGCAUGUGUGCGACCUCAUGUCCGGGGCGCGCAUUCAUGGCCUCGUGUUUGGGGAUGACACCGACCAGGAGGCCGUGGCCCAGAUGCUGGAUUUUAUCUCCUCGCAGACUUUCGUCCCCAUCUUGGGCAUCCACGGGGGCUCAUCUAUGAUCAUGGCUGACAAGGAUCCUACGUCUACCUUCUUCCAGUUUGGAGCGUCCAUCCAGCAACAAGCCACGGUCAUGCUGAAGAUCAUGCAGGACUAUGACUGGCAUGUCUUCUCGCUGGUGACCACCAUCUUCCCUGGUUACAGGGACUUCAUCAGCUUCAUCAAGACCACAGUAGACAAUAGCUUUGUGGGCUGGGACAUGCAGAACGUGAUCACGCUGGACACUUCCUUUGAGGAUGCAAAGACCCAGGUCCAGUUGAAGAAGAUCCACUCCUCCGUCAUUUUGCUCUACUGUUCCAAAGAUGAGGCCGUCCUCAUCCUGAGUGAGGCCCGCUCCCUUGGCCUCACCGGGUAUGAUUUCUUCUGGAUUGUCCCCAGUUUAGUGUCUGGGAACACGGAGCUCAUCCCCAAAGAGUUUCCAUCAGGACUUAUUUCAGUCUCCUAUGAUGAUUGGGACUACAGCCUGGAGGCGAGAGUGAGGGACGGUCUUGGGAUUCUAGCUACUGCUGCGUCUUCCAUGUUGGAGAGGUUCUCCUACAUCCCCGAGGCCAAGGCCAGCUGCUAUGGGCAGAUGGAGAAACCAGAGGCCCCACUGCACACUCUGCACCAAUUUAUGGUCAAUGUGACAUGGGAUGGCAAAGAUUUAUCCUUCACUGAAGAAGGCUAUCAGGUGCACCCCAGGCUGGUGGUGAUUGUGCUGAACAAGGACCGAGAAUGGGAAAAGGUGGGCAAGUGGGAGAACCAGACCCUGAGCCUGAGGCAUGCUGUGUGGCCGAGGUACAAAUCCUUUUCUGACUGUGAGCCGGAUGACAACCAUCUGAGCAUCGUCACCCUGGAAGAGGCCCCUUUUGUCAUUGUGGAAGACAUAGACCCGCUGACGGAGACCUGUGUGAGGAACACCGUGCCGUGUCGGAAGUUUGUCAAAAUCAACAAUUCAACCAACGAGGGGAUGAAUGUUAAAAAAUGCUGCAAGGGGUUCUGCAUUGAUAUCCUGAAGAAGCUUUCCAGAACGGUGAAGUUUACCUACGACCUCUACCUGGUGACCAAUGGGAAGCAUGGCAAAAAGGUCAACAAUGUGUGGAAUGGGAUGAUUGGCGAAGUGGUCUAUCAACGAGCUGUCAUGGCAGUGGGCUCGCUCACUAUUAACGAGGAACGUUCUGAAGUGGUGGACUUCUCCGUGCCCUUUGUGGAGACGGGAAUCAGUGUCAUGGUGUCAAGAAGCAACGGCACUGUCUCGCCUUCUGCUUUUCUAGAGCCAUUCAGCGCCUCCGUGUGGGUGAUGAUGUUUGUGAUGCUGCUCAUUGUCUCUGCCAUAGCUGUUUUUGUCUUUGAAUACUUCAGUCCUGUUGGAUACAACAGAAACUUAGCCAAAGGGAAAGCACCCCAUGGGCCUUCUUUUACCAUUGGAAAGGCUAUCUGGCUCCUUUGGGGCCUGGUGUUCAACAACUCUGUGCCUGUCCAGAACCCUAAAGGUACCACCAGCAAGAUCAUGGUGUCAGUAUGGGCCUUCUUCGCUGUCAUAUUCCUGGCCAGUUACACGGCCAAUCUGGCUGCUUUCAUGAUCCAGGAGGAAUUUGUGGACCAAGUGACUGGCCUCAGUGACAAAAAGUUUCAGAGACCUCAUGACUAUUCCCCACCUUUUCGAUUUGGGACAGUGCCUAAUGGAAGUACGGAGAGAAACAUUCGGAAUAACUACCCCUACAUGCAUCAGUACAUGACCAAAUUUAAUCAGAAGGGAGUAGAGGACGCCUUGGUCAGCUUGAAAACGGGGAAGCUGGACGCUUUCAUCUAUGAUGCAGCGGUCUUGAAUUACAAGGCUGGGAGAGAUGAAGGCUGCAAGCUUGUGACCAUAGGGAGUGGGUACAUCUUUGCCACCACUGGUUAUGGAAUUGCUCUCCAGAAGGGCUCUCCUUGGAAGAGGCAGAUUGAUCUGGCCCUGCUUCAGUUUGUUGGUGAUGGUGAAAUGGAGGAGCUGGAGACACUGUGGCUCACGGGCAUCUGCCACAACGAGAAGAACGAGGUGAUGAGCAGCCAGCUGGACAUCGACAACAUGGCGGGUGUGUUCUACAUGCUGGCAGCCGCCAUGGCCCUCAGCCUCAUUACCUUCAUCUGGGAGCAUCUCUUCUACUGGAAGCUGCGCUUCUGUUUCACGGGCGUGUGCUCUGACCGGCCAGGCUUGCUAUUCUCCAUCAGCAGGGGCAUCUACAGCUGCAUUCACGGAGUGCACAUUGAAGAAAAGAAGAAGUCUCCAGACUUCAAUCUGACCGGAUCCCAGAGCAACAUGUUAAAGCUCCUUCGGUCAGCCAAAAACAUUUCCAACAUGUCCAACAUGAACUCCUCAAGAAUGGACUCCCCUAAAAGAGCUGCUGACUUUAUCCAAAGAGGUUCCAUCAUCAUGGACAUGGUUUCUGAUAAGGGGAAUUUGAUAUACUCAGACAACAGGUCCUUUCAAGGGAAGGACAGCAUUUUUGGGGACAACAUGAAUGAACUCCAAACAUUUGUGGCCAACAGGCACAAGGAUAACCUCAAUAACUAUGUGUUCCAGGGACAACACCCUCUGACUCUCAAUGAGUCCAACCCUAACACGGUGGAGGUGGCUGUGAGCACAGAAUCCAAAGGGAACUCCAGACCCCGGCAGCUUUGGAAGAAAUCUAUGGAGUCUCUACGCCAGGAUUCACUGAGCCAGAAUCCGGCCUCCCAAAGGGAUGAGGGGACAGUAGAGAAUAGGACCCACUCCCUAAAGAGCCCUAGGUACCUUCCAGAGGAGGUGGCCCAUUCUGACAUCUCAGAAACUUCAAGUCGGGCCACAUGCCACAGGGAACCUGACAACAAUAAGAACCACAAAACUAAGGACAACUUCAAAAGGUCCAUGGCCUCCAAAUACCCCAAGGACUGUAGCGAGGUUGAACGCUCCUAUCUGAAAACCAAAGCAAGCUCCCCCAGGGACAAGAUCUACACCAUCGAUGGUGAGAAGGAGCCCAGUUUCCACUUAGAUCCUCCCCAGUUCAUGGAAAACAUGGGCCUUCCUGAGAACGUGGACUUCCCCAACACCUACCAGGAUCACAAUGACAACUUCCGCAAGGGGAACUCCACGCUGCCGUUGAACAGGAACCCUCCACAUAAUGAAGAUGGGCUUCCCAACAACGACCAUUAUAAACUCUACUCCAAGCACUUCACCUUGAAAGAGAAGGGUUCCCCUCACAGCGAGGGCAGUGACCGCUACCGGCAGAACUCCACACACUGCAGGAGCUGCCUUUCCAACCUGCCCACCUAUUCUGGCCAUUUCACCAUGAGAUCCCCUUUCAAGUGUGAUGCCUGCCUGCGGAUGCGGAACCUCUACGACAUUGAUGAAGACCAGAUGCUUCAGGAGACAGGUAACCCAGCCACCCAGGAGGAGGCCUACCAGCAGGACUGGGCACAGAACAAUGCCCUCCAAUUCCAAAAGAACAAGCUGAGGAUUAGCCGUCAGCAUUCCUACGAUAACAUUCUCGACAACCCUAGGGAGAUAGACCUUAGCAGGCCCUCCCGGAGCAUAAGCCUCAAGGACAGGGAACGGCUUCUGGAGGGAAAUUUGUAUGGGAGCCUGUUUAGUGUCCCCUCAAGCAAACUCUUGGGGAACAAAAACUCCCUCUUCCCCCAAGGUCUGGAGGACAGUAAGAGGAGCAAGUCUCUCUUGCCAGACCACACUUCCGAUAAUCCUUUCCUCCACUCCUACGGGGAUGACCAACGCUUAGUUAUUGGGAGGUGCCCCUCGGACCCUUAUAAACACUCGUUGCCAUCCCAGGCAGUGAAUGACAGCUAUCUUCGAUCGUCCUUGAGGUCAACAGCAUCAUACUGUUCCAGGGACAGUCGGGGCCACAAUGAUGUGUAUAUUUCGGAGCAUGUUAUGCCUUAUGCUGCAAAUAAGAAUAAUAUGUACUCUACCCCCAGGGUUUUAAAUUCCUGCAGCAAUAGACGUGUGUACAAGAAAAUGCCUAGUAUUGAAUCUGAUGUUUAAAAUCUUCCAUUAAUGUUUUAUCUAUAGGGAAACACAUGUAAUGGCCAUCGUUCUGGAGGGUACAUAUUGGAUGUCCAAUAGUGCCCUGCUGAGAGGAAGAGAAUUUAGGGAGGUAUUUUUUGUUGGCUCUUUUGCACAUGGCUCCAUGCCAUAAUCUUCCACUCAAGGAAUCUUGUAAGGUGUGUGCUGAGCAUGGCAGAUACCAGAUAGGUGAGUCCUUAACCAAAAAACAAAUAAAUAAGGGCAAGUCUUUUGGACAUGCCUGCUAGGUGUGUUGGCAAUAAGUAUGAAUUGAAUGCCAAUGGUGUUGUCAUGAUUUCCUAUAUUCCAAAUUCCAUUAAGAUCAGUCCACCAUGUAAUUUCCUCAUCAGAAAUGCCUAACAAUUUCUCUCAUACAGAAUAAGCAAUAUGGUAUGCAUGUAAAUCUGACACAGACAAAAUAAAACAGUUAAGAAUGCA